UCUCCGUUCAUCCUAUCUUGGCUGCUUCCUGUGACCGGCCUUCUCGUCUCCAACUGACUGAUGAUGCCCAUGGUCGCCGCCGGCGAUAAAGGCAGCCAUGGAGCUUCUUCCACCUGCAGCAUGUGCAGGCAGCUGACCAAACUCUUUCCUCUCCACCUGGUCAUCGUCCUUCUCCUCGGCGUCGCCACCAACGGUCGGCCGGAGGCGGCUGCGGCGAGGUCGUUCAUCUUCCACAACGCGUGCGCGCACCCGGUGUGGGUGGGCGCUCUCAACGGCGCCACAUCGCCGCGGCUCGCCCGCACCGGCUUCUACCUCGCCUCCGGCGCCACGGACGCCGUCGCCGCCCCGUCCUCCGGCGCCUGGUCCGGCAACUUCUGGGCGCGCACCGGCUGCGCCGUCGACGCCUCCACGGGCCGCCUCGCCUGCGCCACCGCCGACUGUGGCACCGGCGAUGUCGCCUGCGCCGGCCGCGGGCCCGCCCCGCCCGUCACGCUCGCUGAGAUCACCCUCGCCGCCCCGGGCGGAGGAGGCCAGGACUUCUACGACGUCAGCCUCGUCGACGGCUUCAACCUGCCCCUCUCCAUCGCGCCCGACAACAAUGGGGACGGCGGUGCCUGCCGCGCCGCGGCGUGCGCGGGCGACGUGAACGCGGUCUGCCCGUCGGACCUGCGCGUGGUGUCCGGCUCCGGCGAGGUGGUGGCGUGCAAGAGCGCGUGCAACGCCUACGGCAGCGCGCGCUACUGCUGCACUGGCGACUACGGCACGCCGGCGAAGUGCGGGCCCACGAACUACUCGCGGGUAUUCAAGGCCGCCUGCCCGGCCGCCUACAGCUACGCCUACGACGACGCCAGCUCCACCUUCACCUGCGCCGGCGCCGCCAGCUACCACAUCACCUUCUGUCCCGUCACCUGAUUAAUGGCACACCCAAUUCGUUCAUUAACUAUACAGUAAAAAUUACUCUAUCACACGAAGUUUAUUUUCUUCAUUGAGAAAAAAGUAUACAAAGUAGAAAAAGGAAGUAUAAAUAUGCAAUUUUUUCUUCUUUGGUGCAAGAAUGCGUACAACGGAGAUUUAUUUCCUUAGAGCAACACCAAUAGCUCCUGUCAAAAACUUUUCAUAAAAGUCAUUUUGGGAUGAUCGUAUAAUUUAGGAGAAAUACAACUACAUUUCACAGUUCCUGUAAACUUAUUUUUCGUAAAUCAAUUUUAGCCCCUAUCUCAUAAUCUGAUCAUCGUGGCCCACUUGCCAGUGACCCAACGACAAAAGAACAGCGACAAGCGCGCGUGGUAUAGGGGUGCUGCCGACGAACAUGUGCUCACCUUCGGCCAUAUCCCGUCGUGCGGGUGCGGGCGCUCGGACGCCCGCAGCAAACCACGUUGAAUAGUGUUGGUGGCAAUGUCGGGGUUAAAAUCGACGAUGCCGAGUGGCGACGGUCCGAGCGUCGUGCCGCAAGGGAGGUAACAGGAGGACGCAUCAGUCGUCUUGGACGUGUCUAGAAGGUCAGAUUUGUAGCGGUGGAGACGAGGAAGCGGGCAACAGAGGUUGGGGCUUGCCGGCAGCGACCAUCUUUGACAACGGCAGUGCGGCCUCGCAGUGGCGGCGGUGCUAGGAUAUCCGAGUGUGAAAGUUCAUGCGGUUUUAGCCCGCCAAAAUUACACGGAAAGAUUAUCUUUUCAUCAAUGUGAGGAAAGUUGAGGGGCUAUUACACAUG
Messenger RNA from Triticum dicoccoides, 1711 nucleotides. Its product is annotated as thaumatin-like protein 1b. The transcript has a single exon. NCBI's taxonomy places the organism in Eukaryota, Viridiplantae, Streptophyta, Magnoliopsida, Poales, Poaceae. The coding region runs from base 61 to 912 and encodes 283 amino acids. The record is from RefSeq and is a predicted model, not a curated record.